Messenger RNA from Erpetoichthys calabaricus (reedfish), 1024 nucleotides. RefSeq names its product CDGSH iron sulfur domain 1 (gene cisd1). NCBI's taxonomy places the organism in Eukaryota, Metazoa, Chordata, Cladistia, Polypteriformes, Polypteridae. Gene Ontology annotation, cellular component: mitochondrial outer membrane; intracellular membrane-bounded organelle. Gene Ontology annotation, biological process: regulation of autophagy. The transcript has 3 exons. The coding region runs from base 136 to 453 and encodes 105 amino acids. The record is from RefSeq and is a predicted model, not a curated record. Gene Ontology annotation, molecular function: 2 iron, 2 sulfur cluster binding.
CAUAACCUCGCAACUUCUCGCGCGUCAUCUGUGACAUCACCUGAAUGACAACUUCUGUCAUGUGGCCCGGAGUUUUAUAUCGUAGUUUAGUUUAAUCAGUAUUUGCGAAAGUAAGAUAGUGUACGCAGUGGAGACAUGGUAGCUAGAUCUUUAUCAAAAGCUGAAUGGAUAGCCACGGUCUCACUGGCUGCAGGAGCUGCUGCCGUUGGCUACUUGGUCUAUAAACACCGUCUUUCCAAAAAAAGAUGCAAGUCAUGUGUCAACCUUGACAUCCAGAAGGAGAUCCCAAAGAUUGUUCAUGCUUUUGACAUUGAAGACUUGGGAGAGAAGACUGUAUACUGUCGAUGCUGGAGAUCGAAAAAGUUUCCUUUUUGUGAUGGCUCCCAUACAAAGCACAAUGAAGAGAAUGAAGAUAAUGUUGGUCCACUGCUAAUCACAAGAAAAGACGUUUAAGUAACUGCUUUUCACUAACAUGCAAUCAAAAGUAUUUGAAAGUUGUAUAUUUUAAAUUAAAUGCACUUUAUGUAUAUGUAUUGCAAAAUACUGUAGAUGAAAUGACUAAUACUACUUUUUUGAAAAACAAAGGAACUGACAAGUGAUUUGAUGACUGUUGUAAUUUGUUCUGUAUUAAAGUAAUACACAAGAAUUAGUUUAUUUGGAAUGUAAUUUGCCUUAGUAUUCUUAAUAUCCAUGCUGCUGUUGGACAAUUUGCACUGACUUUUUAUGCAUUUUUAAUUUUUUUUUGUAAUUUUAUUAAUGUACUAGUAUAAACACUCCAGUACAUAAUAAAGUAACAUUCAGCUUAAAUAAACUUGUCAUGAUGCUGAAAACUACACGCAUCUAGUAUUUAACAUGUUUCAGUACUUGUCCAAUUAAACUGUGAUUAUAACAGUGACCAAACAUAUUUAGAAAAUAAAUAUAUUAUUGAAAGCAAAUAAAUGCUGUAAAUGUGCUUUUACUAGAAAAUGAAAAACAAUAUUUCUUGCUACAUCCUGAACCAUUAACUGUUACUGAAAAUAGUAAA